AUGCUCCACAAUGGUGAACCAGACCAAUCUGAAGAGACUGCAUCCAUGCCUCCAGGGCCACCUUCUGACAUUAAGGUUGAGUCCCUUUUGGAUACUUUGCUGUGGGCAGUGGCGAAAUUUGGUUCCCUCAGUGCCACUAUGCAGAAGUUGGCUGAGCUUGCUGACAAGAUUAGGGAAUCGAAUGCCGCGCUGGGUCCAAAGGUUGACAACCAGAACCUGGCGAUCACGAAGAUCAGUGACGCCGUUGUCGGCCUAGCAGCUCACAUCAAAGUGGGCUCAGAGGCUGUUAGCCCUAUUUUGCACCAAAUCAAGAGCUUGUCUAAGGCAAUGACCGAUGCCAGUCGGCAGCUUUCGGGCAGCGGAAAAGAGCCGAGGCAUCGCUACAUCUACCAGCAGCAAAAGGCCUUGGAUUUGGGUGGAGGCCACCCGAAGGCUCUGUGA
Messenger RNA from Durusdinium trenchii, 441 nucleotides. The record is from the annotation of a GenBank genome assembly. NCBI's taxonomy places the organism in Eukaryota, Dinophyceae, Suessiales, Symbiodiniaceae.